AUGCCAGUCUUUGAAUAACAUUCGACAUGAAUAGAUCGAAAUAUACCACACACCAAGAUUUCGAAUGGGCGAUGAAAUUGAAUCGUAUCACUUUAGAAUUUAUUGGGCUUUGGCCCAAAACCAUAGAGAACUCUCGACAGAAGUUAAUGUGCAAUUUACGAGUACUUGUCGUUUUUCUUGCGCUAACAUUCGGCAUUCUGAUUCCUUGUAUACAUUCCUUUAUAAGAAUUUAUGGAGAUGUCAUGCUAAUGAUUGAUAAUUUACAAGCUACUUCAGCAGCUUUAAGUUCCACGAUAAGAAUCACGAUUUUUUGGUGGAAGAUAGAAGGUAUCAUACCAAUCAUAGAUAUGAUUGCGGAGGAUUGGGGAAGACCGAAAGAUGCACAAGAGAGGAAUAUAAUGAUCAGAAGGGCACAGAGUGCACGCUUAAUUAUUAUGUCCGCAUAUUCCAUCAUGGCAUUAGGAUGCGUCUUUCUUUUUAUUCUUCCCGCAUUUGGAGUCUCGAUAAGAUUGAGGUCCAAUAUUACUGAUCCAGGCAGACCUUUGCCUCUACAAUCAUAUUAUAUGUACGAUAUAACUAAAAGCCCGCAAUACGAACUAACAUUUAUUAGUCAAGCAAUCUGCAUAGUUCUCUCAGUCAUGUGUUAUUCUGGAAUCGACAAUUUUCUCGGGUUACUAAUCUUCCAUAUAUGCGGUCAAUUGGACAUUCUUAAAAAUCGUUUGACACGUUUGGAUAAAUAUAUCAAAACAAAUGAUAUGUUGAAGAGCUGCGUGAUAAAACACAGUCGUUUAAUUAGAGCUAUUGAGGUUAUUGAAGAUACGUAUAGCAUAAUACUUCUGGCAUUAUUUGUAUACUUCUCAAUACUUUUCGCCCUCUGUGGUGUCCGGAUAAUUGCACUAUUCGACGAAGGAAAUGAUUUCUCACUCGCAAGUUUGGUAUUCUUUGUAUGCAUGGUUUUCAAUAUAUUUGGACAUAUGUGUUUAUACUGUGCUCUAGGCGAAUUUUUGGUGGCUAAAUGCGAUGAAAUGUAUUAUGCGGCCUACAAUAAUGGAUGGUAUUCCGUCGAUCCAAAACUUGCACUAGACUUGUUGUUUGUGUUGAUAAGAGGAACCAAACCGAUUUAUCUUACGGCUGGAAAAAUGUUCCCCAUAACAAUGACCACAUUUUGCAAUGUAAGGUAUUUUAUUGUGCUAAGCUAAAGCAUUUGAAUGACAUCGUAAUUUAAAUAUUUUCCAAACAUUAAUUCACUUUCCACUAUUUUA
This is a messenger RNA of Vollenhovia emeryi, 1262 nucleotides long. Its product is annotated as odorant receptor 10a-like. The transcript is spliced from 6 exons. Gene Ontology annotation, molecular function: olfactory receptor activity; odorant binding. Lineage: Eukaryota; Metazoa; Arthropoda; Insecta; Hymenoptera; Formicidae. The coding region runs from base 27 to 1199 and encodes 390 amino acids. Gene Ontology annotation, cellular component: plasma membrane. Gene Ontology annotation, biological process: detection of chemical stimulus involved in sensory perception of smell; sensory perception of smell. The record is from RefSeq and is a predicted model, not a curated record.